AUUCCAUUUCCAGCCUCGUCGAUAAAGCCACAUCAUUUUUCCCAACUUAGGUAGCAUUUCGUCACUAAGAGCAAUAUGAGUCUAAGUCCUAAAACAUCAAACACAUAACUCACCUGCACAACUCACAACACACAACACACACACCCUUCGACUGUACUGAACACGGUACAAUAGAUGUAUCUCAUGUAUACGCCAUAAGCAAAACUUCAUAAUUCCUUCUUCAUAGGCACGAUAUCGAAAUGGCACAGAAAGCACGCAAGGACACAGCAAAGGCCAAUGCAGCGGCUCUAACAAACCUUCACACCGGCACUCUUAUUGUCAACACGCUUUUCGUCUUGUUCAACUUCAUAUUUAAAAAGCGAUCCAUACUUCUAUAUGUCAUCCUCUCAAUUCCUAGCUUCAUAUGCGAGUACUUCUUAGAGUCAUCGGGGCGGCCUAGAUACGAUCCCACAACGAAGGCGCUUCAGAGGGCUGGCGAGGACUUGUCCUCACCUGGACUUACGGAGUAUAUGUUUGACGUUAUCUGGGUAACAUGGGCAUCCGUCGUGCUCGUGAUCCUUUUUGGUAACUGGGGGUGGCUCCUUUGGACUGUUGUACCAGCUUACGGGGCCUUCAAAGGCUACAGUCUACUUGGUGCAGCUCGCGGAAUGGCCGGCAUGCAAGGACAGCAGCCGGGGAAUGCCGCACCAGUGGCAGGCAAUAGGAAACAAAGACGUGCAGCUUGAACUAGGAUUACACAUCCGUCACCUAGCAUUGCAUCAUUAGGAAUCCUUUCAUAUUUUCAAGUUAUAGACUUGAAUUUAUGUGACUGGUCACCUAGUUCAGCAACCUAUGGCAGUCGAGCUCCUCGGUCCACUUAUCCAGGGUGUCUUUGUCAACAUCUCUGACGAUGAUAUGAAUAUCUGCAGCAUCUAAGUCAGCGAUACUCAAUAUAUGAUUUUGACUGCCAUUUCCGAUUUAUAGGCGGUAAUAUGUAAAUGAAAUCUUAUAAUCGAGAUUGUACAUACGUUCUAGUGCCCUCACGCUUUGCAGCGCAACCCAGUUCUUAAACCACAAGACUUUAUCAUCUCCUCCUGGGCCUAGUUUAUCUACGAAGAACCUUUUCACGAAAUUCUUCACAGUGUCGCGGCUUUCAGUGGUCAUAUCUCCGGUCUCAGGGUCCGUCGGAAUCGUCGUUCUUGACCAAACGACUAUUCGGAUGGGUCUUCAAAUGGAGUAGUUGAUGUUGGUUUGAAGGGAGGAGACCCCCAGGCUUUUGGUAGCCGGUGCUUCAUGAGAUAAUUCGACAUGGAUCCGUAUUCUAUCUUAAUCUCGGCAGUCCAUUUCAUAUAUCGUUGCAAAUCGGACGGUUUUCGCUGAAGAACAGAGAGAUUAUUCUCCUCUA
Molecule: messenger RNA, 1384 nt
Organism: Daldinia loculata
Lineage: Eukaryota; Fungi; Ascomycota; Sordariomycetes; Xylariales; Hypoxylaceae
Product: DUF788-domain-containing protein
Exons: 2
Coding region: 240-725 (161 amino acids)
Biological process (GO): vacuolar protein processing
Cellular component (GO): intracellular membrane-bounded organelle
Source: RefSeq, a predicted model, not a curated record